GUUCAGAAAACUACCCUUAACGCGGGGUCUCAUACGUUCGCCGGAGUAAUUUAUAAUUGAGUCGCGAAUACGCGAAUAGAGAGAAAUUUCGAGACUCGCGUUCACCCUGAAUCCUUCCUGUGAUACUCGAAAACGUGAAACUUCUGCCACGACGGAUCUUCUUGAUUUUGCACGAGGAACGUACACGGCAUUAUUUAGAGUUUCACGCCGUGUAGAGAGACAGGCAGACACCGAAAUGCGUAGGGGUAGCUGCCGAGAGAUCUAUCGUUGUUAAAAAUUUACGUGGUGUAUUUCGACCCGAAAAGUCGAAUGACAAGAGUGGGAAGGAUAGUCGGGGACGCGAACGUUCGCGAAUUCGAGAAACUGAAUUAAGUCCACGUCGACGUCAGGCACAGCGACGCCGAAGACAAGAGAGUGGCGCAACGAGAAUCACUCCGGAAGAUAUACAAAUGCAGCGGAAAACACCGUGGAAAAUAUACCUACAGCGAUCGGAUGGUGAGAACGUAACGUCGCGUGCGGCGAGGAUGGUAGCACGAAACAAGAUUCGAAGGAGCUCGUAGUCGCGAGUGCAACGAACCGGGCUCUAUAUAACUGCCGUACAAAUAUCAUCACGCGAGCCACUAUUAAUCGUAACUCUUGUCGUCUUGUUUCUCUCUCGCAAGAUUUUUCUGCCCGACUCUUCGCUGGGCUCCGUUCGAUCGUUAAAACAGAACGUUCGCAUUUUCUUGGCGAAAAAUCGAAGAGAACGUCCUACGUUUUGCAACACCUCGCCAUUGUUUCCACCGUGAAAAGGACUGCGUCGGAGUGCAUCGGUUUCAUCCAGCAAGCAGUUCUCCAUUUUCAGCGUUAAAGAAGUUACAUCAUAUACUUUCUUCAAAGAAUCAAAAGAAAAAGAUCAGAAGCAGCGGGUGGAAAAUGAAAAGUCUAUUCGCUUGGUGGAAGCCGUGUAAAAGCAGAGAGGAACAAUUGCAAUCAGUUACCUGGAGGAUGUAACGCGAGCCGGAACCGUGGCCAGCACCAGGUCCAGGGUCAACGUCUCGCGCGGCAAAGCUCAGCGGAAGCUUUGUCGUGAGGGCUCUCGGCUUGGAGCGUGGAACGCGCAAAAAAUAUGGGAUGGUCGUGGAAUCACAGGAAGAAAGAGUCAAGAUAAUUGCAACGAGAUAGAGCCCACAGUCAAGAAUGUGGGAUUUUUGAAAAUCAACAGAACGGUAGAGGAGAGUCGGACAAGGCGGCAGAUAAUCGUUCGCAUCGUCGAAGCGAGGAUCUCUGAAUUAUCGAACGUCGUGUGUAGCUUAUUAGUGGCUGUCGUUAUCGGCGUCGAGAGCGGAGAAAACGAAGACACGAGGACGGACGAGCGGAGGUGACUCGGCAGAAACGGAAGAAAAAGAAAGAACUCGCGAACAAAACGGAGAAGUAGCCUUCAGAGAGAAGUAGCCUUCUACCUCCUGGGAAAUACAUCGAGACGUCCGUCUUUCGGAGGCCAGUCCAGAAGUGACGCCUUUUCCAAAAUUGAUCCUUCCAUUAAAUCGGCAAGAGCGAACACGAGCGGACGCCGGAAGAAUGUAAAUAGUUCCCGCUCGCGCGAGAGAGAGAACGUAUGCGGAUCGCUGCGACAAAGUGGCACAACGUUCGCGGCCAUUAUUGCGAUGUCAGCGACCGGCUCAGAGGAAAACGCGCGCUUCUUUCUUCCUUAAUGUCGAUGCCGACGACCGCCUACACCGACCGCUUUUCGAUAUAUUCGCGUAAUAUUUUACUGUGCGCGCGCGAGAGAUAGAGAAAGAGAGAGAGAGAGAGAGAGAGAGAGAGAGAGAGAGAGGAGCGGAGAGAAAUAGAGAGAAAGUGGUAAAUGGCGUGUGUCGAUACUUUUCCUCGAUAGCCACUGAAUAGGCACUCUCGCAUCCUUCCGUCGUUUUGUACAGUCAUACCGUAAACGUAUUAGAAACGACAAGUAUUUUUUUACGCGUAGCUCAAACCUCGUUACGCUUAUUUCCCUGCUGAAAACUAUUCCGCGAUUAGCGCGCGCUAAUCUCAGCGCUGCCGCUCGCGUCGUACUGCUCGAGAAUACAACGUGUCCAAUUUUUCCCUUUCCCGGAGGCUUCUCACCGCGCGGCGCCUGUGUGUGCGACGAGGGAGAAGGAAUAUCGUCGAAAUUUGCUCUACGGCGCCACGCCUGCGACAACCUCUUCGUCAGGAAGACGGGGACGUGUCAUCUUUCGUCGUCCUGCCUCUGUUUGCCCUCUCCCCCACAGUGAUGAAGGUGGUAUGUUUAUGACGAAGGUGGUUUAUCUUUUCAUAGGUGGCACGCUGCGACGGUGGUGUUAAGUGUGCAGUGAUCACGGGUGAUCGAGGGAAGACGGGAAAGAAGGUGGUCAAUAUGACUCCUAUCUUCCUCGUCGUGUUGCUGGCGAUUGACCCGAUUAUCGCGCAGAAUACCGGAAACAUCAGCGACUCGCACUACAUCACAUACAUGACAAGUCCGCCGACGAUUCUGGUGAAGCCACAAUCGCAGCAGGUGAAGGCAGGCGGGAUAGCGAGCUUUUACUGCACUGCGGAAGGAGCACCGCCGCCCCAGAUACACUGGCGAAAGAACGGCAAGAGAAUUUCACAAUCCCAAUCCCGGUACGCGGUGCACCCGUAUGAAAAUGGUGCUUUACUGCGGAUCGAACCUGUCAAGCCGGCGCGCGACAAUACCAACUACGAGUGCCUAGCUGAGAACGGAGUCGGCGAUGCUGUUUCAGCCGAGGCGACGCUCACCGGUUAUGAAACGGAGAAUCUACCGAUGGGUUUCCCAAUGAUCACCCAAGCGCCAACGACGAAGGUAGUCGAGAUGGGUCACAACGCGGUUCUCCUUUGUACCGCGGUUGGAUCCCCGACGCCCAUCAUCUCCUGGGUGCGAGAUAUGCUGCCUAUCGACACGUCAAAUCCACGAUAUACCGUUCUGGAUUCCGGUGCCUUGCAAAUUACCGAAUCCGACGUAAGCGAUCAGGGGAAGUAUGAAUGCGUUGCUAACAAUUCCGUAGGCACAGAGUACUCCAAGUCGACUACGUUGUACGUGAAAGUACGUCGCGUUUCACCAAGCUUCUCGAUUCCUCCACCGGCGGUGAGCGAGAUAAUGCUGGGAGGAGCACUAAAUCUCACCUGCGUCGCGGUAGGCGCGCCUAUGCCCUAUGUCAAAUGGAGAAGAGACCCGGCAGUCGAUCUAACGCCGGAGGACAAUCUGCCAGUCGGCAAAAACGUCCUGAUAUUGACCGACAUCAAGGAAUCCGCUAAUUACACGUGCACGGCGGCCAGCGAUCUUGGUGUAAUCGAGGCGACCACGAUGGUGAAAGUUCAAUCUCUUCCCGGCCCGCCAGAGAACGUUCAAGUGUCGGACAUCACCGCGACGUCGGUGAAGCUGAGCUGGUCCUACAAAGGACCGGAUGAGCUGCAGUAUUACGUAAUUCAGCAUAAACCGAAGCACGUGAACCAGGCAUAUGCCGAGAUAUCCGGUAUCACGACGAUGUACUACCAUGUUAGGAGUCUCAGCCCGUAUACGGAGUACGAGCUUUACGUAAUAGCUGUGAACAGCAUCGGGCGUGGUCCCCCAAGUGCCCCGGUGAUAGUCACCACUGGUGAAACAACGGAAUCAACGAAUGGAGGUGCCAAACCCGGUACAGCGCCGCGGAAAGUUCAGGUACGACCGUUGAGCUCUAGCACGAUGGUCAUACAGUGGGACGAACCGGAAACCCCAAACGGUCAAGUGACGGUCGGUGUCUUUUUCAAAAUUAUUUGUCAUCGCGAUUUUCCCGCGAUCGCCACGUUAUCGCUAACGAGCGCGCGAUAUGCCCCUUCACAGGGAUACAAAGUGUACUACACGACGGAUUCGAAUCAGCCCAUGGUGUCGUGGCAGUACCAAAUGGUGGACAACAACCAGUUAACAACCAUCUCGGAUCUGACGCCGCAUACGAUUUAUACCAUAAGAGUCCAAGCGCUUACGAGUGUCGGCCCUGGACCUCUCAGUCUCCCGGUGCAAACCAAAACUCAGCAAGGGGUACCGAGUCAACCAGAAAUGCUAACGGCGGUCGAUAUCGGGGAGACCAAAGUAAUGCUCCAAUGGAGCAAGCCCGCUCAUAGCGCUGAGAAUAUUCUCAGCUAUGAGCUAUAUUGGAACGACACUUAUGCAAAGGAGAAGCAUCAUCGUAGGAUUCCGGUCACCGAGAACUACACCCUAACUGGCCUGUAUCCGAACACCCUGUACUACGUGUGGCUGGCCGCGAGGAGUCAGAGAGGAGAGGGUGCCACGACGAUACCGUAUCCGGUUCGCACCAAACAGUACGUCCCCGGUUCUCCACCUCGCAAUGUAACCGGCAAGGCGAUCAGUCCGACCUCCAUAUUGGUAACGUGGGAACCGCCGACCGCUGAACGCUCCAACGGAAGGAUCGCCUACUACAAGCUGAAAAUCGUCGAGAGCGGUCGCUCCGAUACCGAGGCGAGGAUUAUCAAACUGAAUGACACGCGUUUCGUGUUGGACGAGCUCAAAAAGUGGACCGAGUAUCGGAUCUGGAUACUGGCCGGGACCAGAGUAGGUGACGGGCCCCCGAGUUAUCCUAUCUUGGUCAGAACUCAUGAGGACGCUGAAAAAAUGCCGGGGGAUCCUCAGGACGUCAAAGUCACGCCGAUCAACUCGACGGCGAUACACGUCGAGUGGAAGCCGCCGAAAGCGAAAGAUCAGAACGGCGUCAUACGGGGGUAUCACAUACACGUGCAAGAAGUGAGGGAGGAGGGGAAAGAUACUCUACUGAACGAACCGAUACGGCGAGACGUGCACGAGGACGGCGUGUUAGAGGUGAACAUCACGGGGCUGCAACCGGACACGAGAUACUCGGUGCAAGUGGCGGCGUUGACGAGAAAAGGAGACGGGGACCGUUCGGUACCGAUACAUGUUAGAACUCCGGGCGGUGUACCAAACAGGCCGCAAGUCAACGUGAAAGUCCUGAGCAGAGGACCCGAGCCCGUCUUGGAGCUCGAAUGGGGCCAACCUACUCUAACUUACGGCAAUCUAUUGGGAUAUCGUAUCCGAUAUGGUCUCAGGAAUCAAACGCUUAAAGAGGAAUUUAUCGAGGAUACGCGUCAACAUACGUACAAAAUCACGGAUCUCGGAGAACAAGGCGUCGAAUACGAGUUCAGAGUAGCAGGCAAGAAUGAUAUCGGCUUCGGUCAGGAGACUGUGCGAUACUGGUUCAGUCCGGAAGGCGAGCCAACGGGACCACCAACGAAUCUAUCGUACUUCUUUCAAACUCCCGACACUGUGUGCGUGACUUGGGAUAAACCGCUUCGACAGCACAGAAACGGCCAGAUAAUCGGUUACGACGUGCAGUUCAACAAGAAGAACGAUCACUCUACCACUACAGAUAGAAAUACGACCAAAACGAGGGCGGUAUUCACCAAUCUGGAGGAGAACACUGAAUACGUUUUUCACGUGCGAGCACACACAUCGAAAGGCAGUGGCCCGUAUUCCGAGAAAAUCACGAUAAUGACGGAAAAGGACAUCGGUCGAGCUCCAAUGUCCGUGAGAGCCGUGGCCACGUCGGACUCCAGCGUGGAAGUAUGGUGGGAGCCGGUGCCUAACAGAGGAAAGAUCGUCGGUUAUCAGAUCUUUUACACUACCACUGCCGUAGAGGAUCUCGAUGAGUGGAAGCAAAAGAGUGUUGGUCUAACGGAAUCGGCGGAUCUCGUUAAUCUAGAGAAAUUCACGCAAUAUGCUAUAACGGUAGCGGCACGGUAUAAAACUGGCUUGGGAAGACUGAGCGAAAAAGUUACGGUAAAAGUAAAGCCAGAAGACGUCCCGUUGAAUCUUAGAGCGCCAGAUUCGUCAACACAUUCGAUGUCCCUCUCUUGGACUCCGCCUAUAAGACUGACACCGAUGAAAUACAAAGUCUCGUUCGAUGCUGUUAAAGAAUUCGUGGAUUCCCAAGGAAUAACGCAAACACAGAUUGUGCCACGCAGACAAAUUACUUUGGAUCCCCAAGUCACGACUACGACCAUAAACGAAUUGCAACCGUUUACGACUUAUAACGUCAACGUGAGCGCUGUACCGCGCGACGGUCAGUAUAGACCACCGGCGAAGAUUACAGUUACCACACAAAUGGCCGCACCCAAGCCAAUGGUAAAGCCAGAUUUUUACGGUGUAGUGAAUGGUGAAGAAAUUCAAGUUAUUCUACCGCAAGCUUCCGAGGAAUAUGGGCCAAUCUCGCACUAUUACCUCAUUGUUGUGCCCGAGGACAAAAGUACAGCCGACAAACAGCCGGAUGAACUAACUGAGGAUAUGAUCAGCGGAAAAGGUGCCAAGCAGGAAAAAGAAAAUGCGCCUUAUAUCGCAGCUAAGUUUCCACAUAGAGACAUUCCGUAUACGUUCCAUUUAGGUAGCGGAGACAUCUACGAGGGAUACGAAAAUCGAAGGCUCGUCAAAAAUAAACGUUAUAGGAUAUUCGUAAGAGCCGUAGUUGAUACUCCACGAAAGCAUUUAUACACGUCAUCACCAUUUUCCGAAUACUUGUCUCUGGACAUGAGAGAAGUACCUCCCGGUGAGCCACCUCGUCGUCCGAAUCCCAAUACACCUUCAGAUGGAAACCCAGAAGUUUCCGUAAAAACUAGCGGUCAAGAGCCAGGAAUGCUUUGGGUCGUUGGUCCUAUAAUCGCGGCAUUGAUGGUCAGCGUUUGUCUUGUGCUUUUAUUCGUUAUUAAAAAACGAAGACAACCGUGUAAAGCACCGGAUCAAGCAGCUGUUACACGACCGCUUAUGGCGGCGGAUAUAAGCUCUAAUCACGCGCCUUCGGAUCCGGUGGAAAUGCGACGAUUAAAUUUCCAAACCCCUGGUAUGAUCUCGCAUCCGCCGAUUCCUAUCAGCGAACUGGGCAAUCACAUUGAACGCCUGAAAGCGAACGACAAUCUGAAGUUCAGUCAAGAAUAUGAGUCAAUAGAGCCCGGCCAACAAUUCACAUGGGACCAUUCCAAUAUGGAAGUCAACGCGUCAAAGAAUCGUUACGCCAAUGUAAUCGCAUACGAUCAUUCGCGAGUCAUCCUUCAAACCGUCGACAGUAUGCCAGGUUCCGAUUACAUCAAUGCAAAUUACUGCGAUGGUUACAGAAAACAGAACGCGUACGUGGCCACUCAAGGACCAUUGCAAGAGACGUUCGGAGACUUUUGGCGCAUGUGUUGGGAGUUGCGUACAAGUACAAUCGUGAUGAUGACAAAAUUGGAAGAGAGAACGAGGAUAAAAUGCGAUCAAUAUUGGCCUACUAGGGGAUCCGAGACUUAUGGACAAAUGACUGUGACCAUUAGUGACAUUCAAGAAUUGGCAACCUACUGUAUUCGCACAUUCCAGGUAUGCCGAGCGGGCUACUCCGAGCGACGAGAGAUCAAGCAGUUGCAAUUCACAGCGUGGCCCGAUCAUGGCGUACCAGAACACCCCGCACCAUUCUUACAAUUCUUGCGCAGAGUUAGAUCCCUCAAUGUACCCGACAGCGGACCAUUGGUGGUGCAUUGUAGCGCGGGUGUAGGAAGAACUGGUUGUUUCAUUGUGAUAGACUCGAUGUUAGAAAGAAUCAAACAUGAGAAGAUGAUCGAUAUCUAUGGUCACGUCACGUGUUUACGAGCUCAGAGGAAUUACAUGGUACAAACGGAGGAUCAAUACAUCUUCAUUCAUGACGCUCUGUUCGAGGCGGUAAUUUGCGGCAAUACGGAAGUGCCGGCUAGAAAUUUGCAUUCUCAUAUUCAGAAACUCAUGCAGCCGGAAAUCGACAAUAUAACCGGAAUGGAACUAGAAUUCAAGAAGCUUUCCAAUAUCAAGGCCGAUUCGACUAGAUUUAUAUCCGCGAAUCUACCUUGUAACAAGCACAAGAACCGAUUGGUUCAUAUUCUGCCUUAUGAAUGCACCAGAGUAUGCCUGCAGCCGCAGCGUAAUAUCGAAGGAUCUGAUUACAUAAAUGCGAGCCUGAUCGAUGGAUACCGCUAUCGAGGUGCCUACAUAGCCACGCAAGGGCCUCUAUGCGACACAACCGAUGAUUUCUGGCGUAUGUUGUGGGAGCAUAAUUCUACGAUCGUCGUUAUGCUGACGAAACUGAAAGAGAUGGGCAGAGAGAAGUGUCACCAGUAUUGGCCGUCCGAUCGUUCUAUUCGUUAUCAAUGCUUUGUCGUGGAUCCGAUCGCGGAAUAUAAUAUGCCACAGUAUAUUCUACGAGAGUUCAAGGUGACGGAUGCGCGCGACGGAGCUAGUCGCACGGUCAGACAAUUCCAAUUUAUUGACUGGCCGGAGCAAGGUGUGCCGAAAUCUGGCGACGGUUUCAUCGACUUCAUCGGACAGGUGCACAAAACGAAGGAACAAUUUGGUCAGGAUGGACCGAUCACCGUGCACUGCAGUGCCGGUGUAGGAAGAACGGGUGUCUUCAUAACGCUUAGCAUCGUGUUAGAGCGAAUGCAGUACGAGGGUGUGGUCGAUAUAUUUCAGACUGUAAGAAUAUUGCGCACGCAACGUCCAGCUAUGGUUCAAACCGAGGAUCAGUAUCAGUUCUGCUAUCGGGCCAGUUUGGAGUAUUUAGGCUCCUUUGAUCAUUACGCCAACUGACAAGCCGACUCUCGCGAACAGAGGGAUCUGUCGAGGGACAAACGAGACCGGCAAAGAUGCGAGAGAGAUGUCGAGAGGGCAAAAGUACGACGUGUCUAGUACAAUAAAGUCAUGUCACAUACUCGUACCUUCCAAGGACAAAUACAGUAGCAGCGCGAUUACUAGUGUCGUGGGCAGUUAAUAUAGAGAUGAAAUGUUUAGUCAAUGGUGUUGCAGUAAAUGCAUAUACGCUGGAAAUUUUCACUCUUGACAUAGCAAAUGAAAUUGUGCUGAGCAUUCGGCUUAGGCUAAUCUCUUUUUAGAAACUAGAUUUGAAAGUUCCCUCGCGAUGACGCGUCUCAAAACUGCCGCUUAGAAAUACGUACAAUGCGCGUGGUUAUGCAAGCGAUUCUGUACGAUAAUCCUUGUACGAUGUCACGUAGGUGUUAUUUUUUUUACGCGUAACAAAGCGGAUUUCUUAAUUUCCAGACAUUCUCUCAUAUCGAGGAAUCAAUUAUCUAAAUGCGUCGAUGUAAUCAAAAUUACAAGUUGUCAUCACGUAGGAUUCGCAAAUUAGUAAAUUGGAACAUAUCCCAUUUUCAAAUCGAUCAUUCACAGAAGCAUUUCUUAAGAUCUAAAUAAUCUAAUUUUAAGGUAGACUGAAGAUAUUACGACCAUAUCUUUCCCAUUCACAAAACACAAUGCAUUUUUUGUGCAUGGUAUCUCUUACAAACUGAGACGACAAAGAUCAAAAUCUUUCUUGCUUGGGAUAAGAGUGCUUCCUUCAAUAGCAUAAAUUGCAUAAAGGAAUGAAACGAUCUCGAUGUCAACGUUUAUAUUUGUGAGAGACAGAAUACCAAAAUGCACAAUUAAUUGCAUGUGUGAAACGCACAUCAUGAAGAUAAGAAUCCAUAAUUCGUCAUACGUGGCGUAUUCCACGCGAGUACUUAUUAAGGUAGAAAAAAAAGAAACCAAUUUAGUGACUUUCUUUAGCUAUUAUAAAAAAAGAAAGAGAGAGAUGAAAAUUUCCGCUCACAAGAAAAGAGAAAAUUGCCAUACUGCCAAAUUGACAAUUAUUAAUGCUGUACUCAUUAUGAACGGUAGGGAUCUUCUUAUUACCUAUUAUAAUAAUGUUAGAUAGAUUGUAAGAAAUUGUUUUAAGGAUAGAUUAAGCGACGCCAUUAGAGAAAUGAGGAUGAAAGAAGAACCCGAAUUGAAGAAGGAUGAAAGGAAACGGUGCCUAUUCAAUGAAAGGUGCGCGAAUGAUGUUGCGCACGUGCUACAAAA
Pogonomyrmex barbatus (red harvester ant) is the source of this 9868-nucleotide messenger RNA. It is a transcript of the gene Lar, whose product is annotated as tyrosine-protein phosphatase Lar. Lineage: Eukaryota; Metazoa; Arthropoda; Insecta; Hymenoptera; Formicidae. Gene Ontology annotation, molecular function: protein binding; protein tyrosine phosphatase activity. Gene Ontology annotation, biological process: protein dephosphorylation. The record is from RefSeq and is a predicted model, not a curated record.